AUGGUCAACCCGGACUGCACCAUCUGGUCCGACGGCUCCGCCAAGUCCGGCACCAGGGACGGAGGCGGCGGUGCGCUGAUCCAGCUGCACCGGGAGAACCGCGAAGUGGAGACAUUGGUGCCGGCGGGCUCGGUCUGCAGCAGUAUGCGGGCCGAACUCGCAGCGAUGUUGGCGGCGUUCACCUGUCUGCUGGCACAACCGGGGGAGACCAGGAGCCGCAUCAAGACAUGUCUGCUGUGCACCGACUCCCUCUCCGGCCUUCAGCUACUCCAACGCGGACCGGAGGCCCAGCAGCUGGUCCUCGCCGAGCGCGUCUGGGCCGCGAUGGACUCACUGGGGGAACAGAACACGGCCAUCAUCCUCCAGUGGGUCCCAGGCCAUGCCGACAUCGCCGGCAACGAGGCGGCAGACAGGCUGGCUAACCGUGCGGCGGCCGAGUGUGCCCAAUCGGAGACGCCCAUCGAUCUGGCCAGCGCCCGAACCGCCAUACGGCAGCGCGCCAGGGAAAUGCAGGCCACGCGUGCACACCGGCACCCGCACCCCCAGCCCACGCCUGGACUCCAAGACCUCCCGCGCUGGGGGCAAGUGACCGUGUCGCAGUUGCGGACCGGCUACUGCCCCCUGGCACGAGCGACGCUCCACCGCCUGGAGCUCACCCCGGACCCUCUCUGCCGGGAGUGCGGUGCCGAGGACACCGUUCGCCACCUUCUCACCGAGUGCCCAGCAUUCGCCACCACGAGACGCCGGCUCUGGGGGGGACCCCUGCCAUCCCUUGACGAGGUCCUCUCCGGGCCGGCCGGCAAGAUAGUCGACUACAUUCGGCGGGUGGGGCGGUCCGAGCCGCCGCUCGAUCAGCCCCCGUCCGACGCGCCUGCGGGCGCGUCCACGUGA
Messenger RNA from Amphibalanus amphitrite, 891 nucleotides. RefSeq lists its product as uncharacterized. The transcript has a single exon. The coding region runs from base 1 to 891 and encodes 296 amino acids. Gene Ontology annotation, molecular function: RNA-DNA hybrid ribonuclease activity; nucleic acid binding. NCBI's taxonomy places the organism in Eukaryota, Metazoa, Arthropoda, Thecostraca, Balanomorpha, Balanidae. The record is from RefSeq and is a predicted model, not a curated record.